Molecule: messenger RNA, 3519 nt
Organism: Aspergillus ochraceoroseus IBT 24754
Lineage: Eukaryota; Fungi; Ascomycota; Eurotiomycetes; Eurotiales; Aspergillaceae
Exons: 12
Coding region: 1-3519 (1172 amino acids)
Biological process (GO): glucan catabolic process; mRNA splicing, via spliceosome
Molecular function (GO): beta-glucosidase activity
Source: RefSeq, a predicted model, not a curated record
AUGCCGUGGAACUGUCAGGAGGAGUCAGGAGGGGUCGGGGGCAUGGAUUUCAACCCCUUAAAAGUCCAACUGCACCAUGCAAUCUUCACGCGCGAUUCUGCCCACAAUGAGCCGUUCUCCCCCCCCUACUACCCAGCCCCUAACGGCGGCUGGCUGGCGGACUGGGCCGAGGCGUACGAGAAAGCGCAUCGACUCGUGAGCAACAUGACCCUCGCCGAAAAGGUCAAUCUCACCACCGGCACGGGCAUCUAUAUGGGCCCCUGUGCCGGCCAAACAGGCAGUGUGCCCCGAUUCGGGAUCCCGAAUCUCUGUCUUCACGACUCUCCCCUAGGGGUCCGCAACACAGACCACAACACGGCCUUCCCACCCGGCAUCACCGUUGGUGCAACCUUUGACAAGGAUCUCAUGUACGCCCGCGGAGUCGGGUUAGGCGAAGAGGCGCGAGGCAAGGGAGUCAAUGUGCUUCUCGGCCCCGUCGUGGGCCCUCUCGGACGCAAGCCCCGCGGCGGCCGCAACUGGGAAGGGUUUGGGGCUGAUCCGAGUCUGCAGGCGAUUGCGGCGGCGAAUACCAUCAAGGGGAUGCAGAGUACUGGGGUUAUCGCGAGCCUGAAGCAUUUCAUCGGAAACGAGCAGGAAAUGCACCGGAUGAGCACCGUGGUGACGCAGGGGUAUUCAUCCAAUAUUGACGACCGAACCCUCCACGAACUCUACCUGUGGCCUUUUGCGGAAGGCGUCAGAGCCAGUCCGGGCUCCAACAGCAAACUUAUCAGCGGGAUUCUCAAAGACGAACUCGGCUUCCAGGGCUUCGUCGUCACCGACUGGUUUGCGCAGAUCGGCGGCGUUUCCUCUGCCUUGGCCGGGCUCGACAUGAGCAUGCCCGGCGAUGGGGGGAUUCCCCUCCUGGGCCACAGUUACUGGGGCUCUGAGCUGACCCGCUCGGUCCUGAACGGAACCGUCCCCGUGGAUCGUCUGAAUGAUAUGGUGACCCGGAUUCUAGCGGCGUGGUAUAAGAUGGGUCAAGACCAGGACUAUCCGCGGCCAAACUUUUCUGGGAACACGGAAGACGCCACGGGGCCUCUCUAUCCCGGCGCAGGAGCCCUAUUUUCGCCGUCGGGCGUGGUCAACCAGUUCGUCAACGUCCAGACCAGCAACCAUACUCGCACCGCGCGCGCGAUUGCCCGCGACGCCAUCACGCUCCUGAAGAACGAAGGAAACCUGCUCCCGUUGAGACGGAACGACUCUCUCAAGAUCUUCGGCACCGACGCAGCCGCCGACCCUGCUGGCCUGAACUCCUGCGCGGACAAGGGAUGUGACCGCGGCGUGCUCACCAUGGGAUGGGGGAGCGGCACCUCCAAGCUGCCCGAUCUCAUCCCUCCCCAAGAAGCAAUCGCCAACAUCUCCUCCACGGCCACCUUCUACCCAACCGACCGCUUUCCUGCGUCCGUGCCCGCCGACGCGCACGAGAUCGCCAUCGUGUUCCUCAACGCCGAUUCCGGGGAACAUUAUAUCAUGGUCGACGGCAACCCGGGAGACCGCACGCGAUGCGGCCUACACGCAUGGCACGAUGGCGACGACCUCGUCAAGGCCGCCGCCGCCGCAUUCUCCCAAGUCGUGGUCGUAAUCCACACCGUCGGGCCCAUCCUGGUCGAAGACUGGAUCGAUCUGGACCCCGUCAAAGCCGUCCUGAUCGCCCACCUCCCAGGCCAAGAAGCAGGCUACUCGCUCACGGACGUGCUCUUCGGCGACUACAGCCCCAGCGGCCACCUCCCAUACACCAUCGCCUACCAAGAAUCCGACUACCCGGCGAGCGUCGGCCUCCUCCUCAGCCCACCGCUGCUGCUGGUGGGCCAAAUCCAAGACCCCUACACUGAGGGCCUCUACAUCGACUACCGCCACUUCCUCAAGGAAAGCAUCACCCCGCGUUUCCCAUUCGGACACGGCCUCUCCUACACCACCUUCCAGUACACCCAGCCGACCAUCCUCUCCCACGCGGCCGCCCUCGACACCACCUACCCACGGGCACGGGCCCCGAAGGCCUCCGCCGCCGUCUACCCUCCAGACAUCCCCGCCGCGUCCGAAGCCGCGUGGCCGGCCGGGCUCGACCGCAUCUGGCGCUACCUGUACCCUUACCUCGACGACCCUGCCGCCGCUGCCGCCCACUCCUCCUCCUCCUCCUCCUCCUCCUCCUCCACCAAAUACCCCUACCCAAACGGAUACGGCACGACUCCGCAGCCGGAGCCGCGCGCCGGCGGCGCAGAGGGCGGUAACCCGGCGCUCUGGGACGUGGCGUUUUCCGUGAGCGUGACGGUGGUGAAUACGGGGUCGCGCGCGGGGCGGGCAGUGGCGCAGCUGUACGUGGAGUUGCCGGAUAGUAGUAGGAGUCUGGGGCUCGACACGCCGUCGCGGCAGCUGCGGCAGUUCGAGAAGACCGACACCCUGCAGCCGGGGGAGAGCCAGACGGUGACGCUGCAGGUGACGCGGAAGGACCCGAUCCAGUAUUAUCUUGCCAAAAUGCAGGGCUUCAGUACAUACGUCCCUCCAGACCAAGAAGGGCUGGCGACGGGGAACAAGCUCGCGGGGAAACAUGCCCUCGGGCCACGCGCGCGCCACCUCCACACCAAAGGCGCCCUGAUUGUGCGCUUUGAGAUGCCGUUCGCGCCGCACGAAACCAUCAUCGGCCAGGGGAAGAAAGUGGGGCAUUACUACUCGACGCCCGUGUACAGUUUCCGCAUGAAACAUGCGGCCUGCGGCGGGUGGAUUGAGAUUCGAACCGACCCGAAGAACACGGCGAAGAGGGAUACGGGCGAGGAGGCCGAGGGAGGAGGAGGAGGGGAGAUUACGGUGCAGGUUGGGAGGCGCGCCGGAGAAGGCGCCGUCCCCCGGGAUCCCUUUGCCCGGACGGAAGGGAAGCUGGCGGACCAGAGGGCCGGGGAUGAAGCGCGGAGGAGGAUACUGGAGCUACAGCGGAGACAGGGACGGGACUGGGAGGAUCCAUGCGCGUUCCGGACGGAGCGGAAGGCCCUGGAGAAAGCCGCGGCGAAGAAAGAGGCCCUGCAGGGUAAGAUGAGUUUGGGGAUCGAGUUGGUCGACGAAUCCGAGGAGGAUCGUCCUGGCGCUCGGGAGGGCACUCGGAGUGCGCUUCGGCGUCCGUUGUUUGAGUCAAGCAUGGGGGCGGCGUCGUCGUCGUCGUCGUCGUCGUUUUCGAAGGAAGCUGCGUCACGAACCAAAAAGGGGAAACGCAUGAAAGCCGCUGCGGAUCUGCUGGAACAGCGCAAGGCCCAGUUCUGCAGCGAGUUGUCGGGGAAUACGCGCGCCGCGGUUGAUCCGUUUCUGAACCACGAUGCCAAUUUAUGGCAGCCGGAGGUGAAGCGGAGGAAGACCCAGAGCAAGGCUGCGGAUCCCCGGGAGACUGAUCAAGUAGAGAGGGUGGACGGGCCUGACACUGCUUCACUGGCUGAAGAGACAGAGAAGAACCCGAGCACAUCGGCUCUGGUCGCAUACGGGUCAGACUCUGACUGA